UGGUCUGGACCCCAGCAUGUCCUCCUAUAAAUGAGUCAAAUGUGUGAGUCGGUGAUGAGGACUCUUGUUUCUCCUCCUUGCGGUCAAGAGGGGGGCAGACUCAGAAGCCACGCCUGCGCCCUGAUUUACAAGUCGGAGACAGAGGGGGACGAAAACCACACACCAGGCAGGAACUUAGUCGGACUCACCACCAAGAUGCUAAAAGUGAAGAGGCUGGAAGAAAUCAACACGUGUUACCACGGUGACCAGCUGGAGAAAAUGGCCUUUUUUCAGUGCAUGGAAGAGGUGGAGGAAGUGAAGUGUAUUCUGGAAGAAAGUUCUAGUGAGCAGGAUUCGAGAUCUGGGAAGAGUGAGGCUAAGGAGCAGGUGUGCUCACACCCCGGCCUGAAGGAAACAGCACCAGCCAAAGGCAAAAGGACAGCGCCUCCCACAGACGAGGCCCGGGCACCGCCUGCGCCGUUUGAUCACCGCAUCGUGACAGCCAAGCAGGCCGCGGUCAACAGCUUCUACACCGUGAGCAGAACAGAAGUCUUAGGAGGGGGGCGCUUCGGCCAGGUUCACAAGUGUGAGGAGAAAGCCACAGGUCUGAAGCUGGCGGCCAAGAUCAUCAAGACCAGAGGCAUGAAGGACAAGGAUGAAGUGAAGAAUGAGAUCAAUGUCAUGAACCAGCUGGACCACGUGAACCUCAUCCAGCUCUACGAUGCCUUCGAGUCUAAGAACGACAUCGUCCUGGUCAUGGAGUAUGUGGAUGGAGGGGAGCUCUUCGACCGCAUCAUUGAUGACAACUACAAUCUGACCGAGCUUGAUACCAUCCUGUUCACCAGGCAGAUAUGUGAGGGGAUAAGACACAUGCAUCAGAUGUACAUCCUCCACUUAGACCUGAAGCCUGAGAACAUCCUGUGUGUGAAUCGGGAUACUAAACAAAUAAAAAUUAUUGACUUUGGAUUGGCCAGAAGAUACAAACCCAGAGAGAAGCUGAAGGUGAACUUCGGAACUCCAGAAUUCCUCGCCCCUGAAGUUGUGAACUAUGAUUUUGUUUCCUUUUCCACGGACAUGUGGAGCGUGGGAGUCAUCACUUACAUGCUACUCAGCGGUUUGUCCCCCUUCCUGGGAGAUAACGACGCCGAGACCCUGAACAACAUCCUGGCCUGCAGGUGGGAUCUGGAGGAUGAAGGAUUUCAGGACAUCUCGGAGGAGGCCCGGGGGUUCAUCUCCAAGCUUCUGAUCAAGGAGAAGAGUUGGAGAAUAAGUGCAAGUGAAGCUCUCAAGCACCCUUGGCUGUCGGAUCACAAGCUCCACUCCAGGCUCAGCGCACAGAAGAGGAAGAAUUGCUGCUCUGAUGCCCAGGACCUGGUGGCCAAAUAGUCCCUGGAGGGCACCCUCUUGAAAGGAAAACUGCUGCGGUUGCUGCUGCUUGGAG
Molecule: messenger RNA, 1420 nt
Organism: Eubalaena glacialis (North Atlantic right whale)
Lineage: Eukaryota; Metazoa; Chordata; Mammalia; Artiodactyla; Balaenidae
Gene: MYLK4
Product: myosin light chain kinase family member 4
Exons: 13
Coding region: 31-1365 (444 amino acids)
Biological process (GO): protein phosphorylation; positive regulation of apoptotic process; intracellular signal transduction
Cellular component (GO): nucleus; cytoplasm
Molecular function (GO): protein serine/threonine kinase activity; ATP binding
Source: RefSeq, a predicted model, not a curated record